Juglans microcarpa x Juglans regia is the source of this 336-nucleotide messenger RNA. RefSeq lists its product as uncharacterized. The transcript has 2 exons. The record is from RefSeq and is a predicted model, not a curated record. Bases 1 to 336 code for a protein of 111 amino acids. NCBI's taxonomy places the organism in Eukaryota, Viridiplantae, Streptophyta, Magnoliopsida, Fagales, Juglandaceae.
AUGUCAAAGGUUUGGAAUACGACAGGAUGGCUGGAAUUCUCUGACAUGGGGGAGAACAAGUUCUUGAUAGAGUUUCAAAAGGAAGAAGAUAGGCAGAGGGUUAUUAAAGGCAGACCAUGGUCCCUUGAUAGAUGGCUGGAAGUAUUCUGGCUGCAAGUUGACAACAUGCCUCUCGCAUACAUGACACAAGAAGUUAGACUACAUGUAGGGAAAUGCGCUGGGAAAGUAUUGGAUGUCAUUGUAGAUCAAUGGGGGCUUGGAUGGGGAAAGUUCCUGAGACUCAAAGUGGAAGUGCACAUCACCAAAGCACUAGUAAAAAGCAUUCUUAAACUUUGA